Molecule: messenger RNA, 1146 nt
Organism: Capsella rubella
Lineage: Eukaryota; Viridiplantae; Streptophyta; Magnoliopsida; Brassicales; Brassicaceae
Product: ribosomal RNA small subunit methyltransferase NEP1
Exons: 8
Coding region: 106-1014 (302 amino acids)
Biological process (GO): rRNA base methylation
Cellular component (GO): nucleolus; small-subunit processome
Molecular function (GO): rRNA (pseudouridine) methyltransferase activity; rRNA binding
Source: RefSeq, a predicted model, not a curated record
AAUAGGACAAAACACAAAUUAGGGUUUAUCAAAGGUUCUGUCGAGUCGCCUGCUCACUUCAAUUUCUUUGCAAGAAGCUCAAGAGUUUCGUAAGUUUGAAGGAAGAUGGUGAGGCCGUAUGGGAUUAAAGUGAACAAGAGAAAGGAGAGACCAGAGAGGUAUGAUAAGGAAGAAGAUGAGGAAGAGGAACAACCCAAGUUUGAGAAAAAGCAAAAGGCAGGGAAGAGUUCGAAGAAAUCGAAGAAAGAAAACACUUCAGUAGCAGAGGAAGAUAAUGAAGAGAAGGAAAUAACUGAGGAAGAAGAAGAAGAAGCAGCAGCAUCAGCAGAGGAUAUUGUGGGAGGGAUACCUAUUGUCCUAGGUGAUCGUAGCACUAGAACGGAAAAGCCUGGCGUUGUUUUUGUGCUUGAGAAGGCCUCUCUUGAAGUUGCCAAAGUUGGAAAGACUUACCAACUGCUAAACUCGGAUGAUCAUGCUCAUUUUUUGAGAAAAAAUAACAGAAAUCCGGCUGAUUACCGACCAGAUAUCACUCAUCAGGCUCUUCUAAUGAUUUUGGAUAGUCCGGUUAAUAAGGCUGGGAGGUUGAAAGCAGUAUAUGUUAGAACAGAAAAAGGUGUCCUUUUUGAAGUUAAGCCACAUGUUCGUAUACCAAGAACUUUCAGACGAUUUGCCGGAAUCAUGUUGCAAUUGCUACAGAAGCUGAGCAUUACUGCAGUUGGCAACCGUGAGAAACUUUUACGGUGUAUCAAGAACCCUGUCGAAGAUCAUCUACCAGUUAACUCCCUAAAAAUAGGCUUCUCGCAUAGCUCUGAGAAGCUCGUGACUAUGCAGAAACACUUAAGUACUGUCUGUAAUGAUACAGACACAGUUUUUGUGCUCGGUGCAAUGGCACACGGGAAAAUAGAGUGUGACUACAUUGAUGAUUUUGUGUCGAUUUCAGCCUACCCCUUGAGCGCAGCGUACUGUAUCUCAAGAAUCUGCGAGGCAUUAGCAACAAAUUGGAAUAUUAUAUGAAGUUAUUACUAGCCUGCACUUAAAGUUGUUUCGUCUUCUUCUCUACUGUUCUAAUACUGGAAUUACUUUGGAAGUUAUGUUGAUAUACAUUGGCCAUCUACUAUCUAAGUUUAUACUUUUUCCGUAAAGAAA